CCUCACCUCAUUCCCCUCUUUCUUCUUGCGUUUCUUUAUGAAGGAUUUCCUUUACAGGACACCAUCAAGCCAUUAACCUCCGCAAUUGCUGAAAUGGGGGUCGCUCAGCUUCUCAAAUCCCGCUCGGCGCUCCGGGUGAACAAUAAGAGUACCACCUCUGCAGCUACGCUCACCUUGCGUCAGAGUCUGUGGCCCCUCGCUCUGGUCACGAUUCUCUUCUUUAUGUGGGGUUUCGCCUAUGGACUGCUAGAUACUCUUAACAAGCAUUUCCAAAAUACACUUAACAUCACUCGGACUCGUUCCUCCGGCCUUCAGGCCGCAUAUUUUGGGGCAUAUCCACUGGCAUCGCUGGGUUACGCUAACUGGAUUCUGCGUCACUACGGAUACAAGGCCGUCUUUAUCUUCGGACUGACCCUGUAUGGCAUUGGAGCGCUCUGCAUGUGGCCGGCCGGCCUCAAUCGGUCUUUUGGAGGUUUCUGCGCGGCUACCUUUGUCAUCGGGUCGGGGCUGGGCUCUUUGGAGACCGCUGCCAAUCCGUACCUCACCGUCUGUGGACCGCCAAAGUACGCCGAAUUGCGGAUCAACCUUGCCCAGGCUUUCAAUGGCAUCGGCACCUGCGUCGCUCCAACCUUGGCCUCCUACGUCUUCUUCACUGAUACCCAGGACGAUGUAGCAGCCUUGAAGAGCGUGCAAUGGGUCUACCUCGCCAUCGGCAUCUUCGUCUUCCUUCUUGCUGGGGUCUUCUACCUAUCCAACAUCCCCGAAGUCACCGAUGAGGACAUGGCCUUCCAGGUCGCUGAGACCCACGUCGACGAGCAAGAAAAGCCACUCUGGAAACAAUAUAAGCUGUUCCAUGCCGCCCUGGCUCAGUUUACAUACACCGGUGCCCAAGUCGGCAUCGCAGGCUACUUCAUCAACUACGCCGUCGAAACCUGGCCCGGCACCUCGAGCGCCACGGGUUCCAAGUACCUCGCCGGCGCACAGGGCGCCUUCACCGUCGGCCGCUUCUCCGGUGCCUUGCUCAUGAAAUACAUGCGUGCGCGCUGGGUCUUUCUUGUAUAUCUUUCGGGCGUGGUGGCGUUCCUCGCUGCGUCCAUCACCCAAAGGGAGCAGAAUGGAAUGGGUAUGCGCUCCCUUCCCUCCCCUUCCCUUCACUUUCGGAAUGAUAUGAUUCUGAUUGAUGAUGAUUCCAACAGCCAUGCUUUUCGUCACCCUGUUUUUUGAGUCUGUUUGCUUCCCCACCAUCGUCGCACUGGGCAUCCGCGGUCUGGGCCGGCACUACAAGCGCGGGUCUGGCUUCAUCGUCGGCGGCGUCUGCGGUGGUGCCGUCGUGCCGCCCCUCCUGGGCCAUGUGGCCGAUAUGCACAACAGCACGGGCUUCGCCAUGAUUGUCCCCACGAUGUUCAUGGUCGCUGCGUGGACGUAUGCCGUCGCCGUCAACUUUGUGCCUGCGUACCGCGAUACGGUGGACAAGGUCGGCGACAGCCAGAUCGGAUUGAUCGAGGGUGAUGGAGCUGGCGUGAUGAAGGACGUCGAGGCUCGGGGGAUGGAGAAGCCGGCAGAGGUAUCCGUCCAGGUUGAGCAUUGAUGAUGGCAAAUUGACGGUAUAUCUGUAUUUCCGAUGAAUAUAACGAUGCCUUAUGAUCUAUACCUAAUGCGAAU
Aspergillus novofumigatus IBT 16806 is the source of this 1662-nucleotide messenger RNA. Its product is annotated as putative l-fucose permease. Bases 94 to 1224 code for a protein of 376 amino acids. Lineage: Eukaryota; Fungi; Ascomycota; Eurotiomycetes; Eurotiales; Aspergillaceae. The record is from RefSeq and is a predicted model, not a curated record. Gene Ontology annotation, biological process: transmembrane transport. Gene Ontology annotation, molecular function: transmembrane transporter activity. The transcript has 5 exons.